CUGCUAGGAGAAGUCAGGCUUCCCAGAGAAUGUUUCAGAAAAAGUUACGUGGAACGGGGGCGUUUCUCAGACUCGUAAGGGACCUUCAGAGAAGACAUGGCUUCCAGAGAAGAGAAGACAAAGAGGACAAACAGAGUGCUAAGAAUAAGUCAGUUGGAUGCACUUGAACUAAACAAGGCCCUGGAGCAGCUGGUCUGGGCCCAGUUUACUCAGUGCUUUCAUGGAUUUAAGCCAGGGCUGUUGGCCCACUUUGAACCAGAGGCGAAAGCAUUCCUGUGGCUCUUCUUGUGGCGCUUCACCAUCUACUCGAAAAAUGCCACCGUGGGACAGUCCGUUUUGAAUAUACAGUACAAAAACGACUUUUCCCCGAAGCAGAGGUACCAGCCACCGAGCAAGAAUCAGAAGCUGUGGUAUGCUGUGUGUACAAUCGGUGGCACGUGGCUGGAGGAGCGCUGCUACGACCUCUUUCGAAACCGUCAUCUGGCGUCAUUUGGGAAAGCCAGGCAGUGUGUGAACGUCAUGGUUGGACUUUUGAAAUUAGGUGGGCUGAUUAACUUCCUGAUUUUCCUUCAGAGGGGCAAGUUUGCAACCUUGACAGAACGUCUCCUAGGCAUCCGUUCUGUAUUUUGCAAGCCCCAGAGCGUGCGUGAAGUUGGCUUUGAGUAUAUGAAUAGGGAACUUCUCUGGCAUGGUUUUGCUGAGUUUCUGAUUUUUCUCUUACCACUUAUUAAUAUCCAGAAGUUGAAAGCUAAGUUAUCCUCAUGGCGUAUUCCUCUGAUUGGUGCUCCUAACGGUGACAGUACCUUAGCCACCAGCGGCAAACAGUGUUCUCUGUGUGGAGAGUGGCCCACCAUGCCUCACACCAUAGGAUGUGAGCAUAUCUUCUGUUACUACUGUGUUAAGAGUAGUUUCUUAUUUGACAUGUACUUUACUUGCCCUAAGUGUGGCACAGAGGUACACAGUCUGCAGCCACUGAAGUCGGGAAUCGAGAUGUCAGAAGUGAAUGCUCUUUAGAAACUAAGACUGUGUCCUCUGAGGAAAACUGUAUUGUGUUUAAGCCCUUAGUAUUAGUCAUGCUAAGCAUACUGUUUAGGUGUUUUUUUUCUGAGGGGAGGUGCUUCUCUGCCACUGUCUUCUGUUCCUUUCCAGGCAUGACUAAAUUCUAAUCACUAGA
Molecule: messenger RNA, 1174 nt
Organism: Puma concolor (puma)
Lineage: Eukaryota; Metazoa; Chordata; Mammalia; Carnivora; Felidae
Gene: PEX2
Product: peroxisomal biogenesis factor 2
Biological process (GO): fatty acid beta-oxidation; very long-chain fatty acid metabolic process; protein import into peroxisome matrix
Cellular component (GO): peroxisomal membrane; Cdc73/Paf1 complex
Molecular function (GO): zinc ion binding
Source: RefSeq, a predicted model, not a curated record